CGCGGCGAGCAGCGCCCGGGCCCCGGCCUCCUCCGUCACCGGCACCCGCCGCCGCGACGAUCGCAGAGCCGCCGACCGCCAGUACUGGAGCAGCCAGGCCGCGACGGGUGCGGGGAGGAAGGAGGAAGCGCCGUGUGACGGCGGAACGGGAGGAGCGGCGGCUGCCAGGGCCAAAGAUGGCGCCGCCCUCACGGACCGAACGGAAAAGGCGCGCGCGUAUCCGGUCCGUUCCGCUCCAGCAUCCGGCCGCCCGGACCCGCCCGGAGCCGCUCCGCGCCCGUCGGGGCAGCGCCCAGCGCGGCCAUGGCGGCGUGUCCCGCCGCGCCGCUCCUCAUCAACGUCGGGGGGUCGCUGCUGGGUUUCGUGGCCACGCUCACGCUGAUCCCGGCCUUCAAAGAGCAUUUCUUGGCGGCGCGCCUCUUCGGCGAGGACCUGAACAAAGUCUCCCGGCGGCCCAUUUUGUGGAGCUCAUUGGCUCGCUCCUUGCCAUCUGCUGCAUGAUCUUCCUGGGCUUUGCAGACGAUGUGUUGAACCUGCGCUGGCGUCACAAACUCCUUCUCCCCACCAUGGCAUCCCUCCCACUGCUCAUGGUGUACUUCACCAACUUUGGGAACACAACCAUUGUGGUGCCUAAGCCUUUCCGGGCGUUUCUGGGCAUGCACUUGGACUUGGGUAUCCUCUACUAUGUGUACAUGGGCAUGCUAGCAGUGUUUUGUACUAAUGCCAUCAACAUUCUCGCUGGAAUUAAUGGGAUUGAAGCAGGGCAGUCUCUGGUGAUUGCUGCUUCCAUUAUCGUAUUCAACCUUGUAGAGUUAAACGGGGAUUAUCAGGAUGAUCACAUUUUCUCUCUCUACAUUAUGAUUCCGUUUUUUUUUACAACGCUGGGGCUGUUUUACCACAACUGGUACCCAUCCCAAGUGUUUGUUGGGGACACCUUCUGUUACUUUGCUGGCAUGACCUUUGCUGUGGUGGGGAUCCUGGGCCACUUCAGCAAAACAAUGCUCCUUUUUUUCAUCCCACAAGUGCUUAACUUCCUCUACUCAUUGCCUCAACUCUUCCACAUUAUUCCUUGUCCCCGCCACCGACUGCCAAGGCUCAAUGCUACAACAGGGAAGUUGGAGAUGAGCUACUCCAAAUUCAAAACUAAGAGCCUCUCAACCCUGGGAACAUACAUUCUGAAGGUAGUAAAGAUCUUGCACAUAGUAGAUGUGAGGAGUGGAAUGGAUGAAGAUGGUGAAUACUCCGAGUGCAAUAAUAUGACGCUUAUUAACUUUGUUAUAAAGCUGAUUGGACCCAUCCACGAACGAAAUCUCACUCUCCUGUUGCUGCUCAUUCAGGUCCUGGGCAGCAUGAUUGCAUUUUCAGUGCGGUACCAGCUGGUGCGCUUAUUUUAUGAUGUCUGACUGAGCUUCCAGGAGCGGCACCUUCCAGUGAACUGUACUAAAACAAUUCAAUUCAUCUGAUAUUUUGAUCUGAAAACUUGAAGCCACCUUUCAAAACACGAGGAACUGCUCCAGGCCGGCCUAGAAUCACAGUUCUCUUCUUAUGGACAAAGCGUCUCUGUCCUGUUCUGCUGACAGUCAGCACUGCUUGCAUGUCCUUGCUACCGGGAACACCUUUCAGAUGGGAAAUAAGCAACACGAAUCUGUACAGAGUCCUUAGGGAAAGCAGGAGAAAUGGAACGUCUAAAUGUAAGAAACAUGUUGCUGUUCCUUGAGAGAAGAAAUAAGAACUGCAGCGUCUGUGAGGCUGUACGGCAGAACAAGUGAGCUGGAAUUGCCCUGUUGGCUCAUGAAUGAGUCCAUGGAUGCAGAAUGACGUGCUGUAAUCGUACCUGUACUCAGGGCGUUCUGAGAAUAAAAGAACUCGAGGUACA
Messenger RNA from Coturnix japonica (Japanese quail), 1876 nucleotides. NCBI's taxonomy places the organism in Eukaryota, Metazoa, Chordata, Aves, Galliformes, Phasianidae. The record is from RefSeq and is a predicted model, not a curated record.